CUUUAUUGGCCGGAAGAGGGAAGCGCCGCCAUUUCCUCCUCCUUCUCCUCGGAGCGGCGUCGUCUUGAGGCGAAGGAACCGGGCCGGGGACAGUUGCGGGAACCUAUCGCUUCAGGAGGGAUGACAUGUAACGGACCAGAAAACCUUGGGGCUGGUGCCACUCUGGAGGAGGAUCCGGAGCUGGCGGAUGAACUCUCCAGGCAGCAAACCUUUGCCAGUUUUCCAAGCGACUGUCCUGUUUCCUCUGCAGCUUUAGCGCAAGCUGGCUUCUUCUACACUGGAGAACGAGACCAAGUCAAGUGCUUUAGUUGCCACACAACGGUGGAAGGAUGGCAACCGGGGGACUCCGCAAUAGAAAGACACAGAACCGUCUCUCCAGAGUGCAGGUUUAUCAAUGAUAUUGACUCUGGGAGGAACGAUACAUAUAACCUUCUCAAUUGUCAUAACGGGCCAGAAAAUGGUUCAGCGAGUACUUCUCUACAGCAGCCAUCUCUUGAUGAGUCUUCGGAUCUUGAUGCGGAUUAUCUGCUGAGAACAGGGCAAGUGGUGGACCUCUCUGGUCCCCUGUUCCCUAGAAACCCUGCCAUGUGUAGUGAAGAAGCCAGGUUGAGGUCUUUCCACAACUGGCCUCCCUAUGCCCCUGUCAGUCCGCAGGACCUGGCCCACGCCGGACUCUAUUACACCGGCAUCGGUGACCAGGUCGAGUGCUUUUGUUGUGGGGGCAAACUGAAAAACUGGGAACCAAGCGAUCAGGCAUGGUCGGAGCACAGGCGCCAUUUCCCAAGGUGUUUCUUUGUCCUUGGACAUGAUGUUGGGAACCUUGAAGGCAUUUCAAAUCAGUCAGGCGAUGCCAAGCUGAAUAGAAGCAAUAAUGUCAGCCUCCCUCAAAAUCCAUGUAUGGCAGAUUAUGAAACGCGGCUCAAGACUUUUGUGGCAUGGAAUUACUUGGUCAGCAAGGAGCAGCUCGCUCGAGCAGGCUUUUAUAGCAUAGGGAACGGUGAUAGCGUGGCGUGCUUUCACUGUGGCGGUGCACUGCAAGAAUGGAAGGCGUAUGAAGAUCCUUGGGAGCAGCAUGCAAAGUGGUUUCCUGGGUGCAAAUACCUGCUAGAAGAAAAGGGGCAAGACUUUGUAAACAGAGUUCAUUUAACUCAUUCAUUGCAGGAUUCUACAAUAGAGGAGACUGAGAAGACAUCACUUACUAAAGAUGAGGAGCUAUUACAGAGCCAAAUGGUACAGGAUGCAAUGCAUAUGGGUUUCACCUUGGAAGAAAUUAGGAAAACAGUAGAGAGAAAGCGACACCUGUCCGCAGAGAGCUACAGAUCCAUGGAGGCUCUGGUGGCAGAUUUAAUAAAUGCCCAGAGAGAGAAAAUACUCAGUGAAUCCUGGGAAAAAGAACUCAGCACCGAAGAGAAGUUGAGACGUUUGCAGGAGGAAAAGCUCUGCAAAAUCUGUAUGGAUAAAUCCAUCUCGGUGGUCCUCCUUCCAUGCGGACACCUGGUUGCUUGCAAGGACUGUGCCGAAGCGGUGGAGAAGUGUCCUCUGUGUUGCGCAGCGAUUGUGAAAAGGCAGAAGAUAUAUAUGUCUUAGUCGGAAGCACUGCGCAAGUGGGGAAGCUUGCUUUCCUUUCCGGAGAUCGACCAUAUAUGCAAUGUUAGCACAGAAAUGGACUCAAGGGGAAGACACUGUGAUUGAAUGGAUGACAACACUGCAAAGUUCAAUAUAGCUUCAAUGCCCUGUUGUUGAUAAAUAACACGUAACCCUCCAGGUCCUGUGGGACUACAAAUCCCAUUAUUGCACAUUAUUCGGCUUUGUGACAAAAGCUGAUGGGAGUUGCAGCCAAUCCUUGCUCUAGUCUGCUAUGAACUGUGCUUAGUUACAUGUCAGAGUUUCUCAUAGAUGUAAUGCUCUUCCGUUCAAAGCAUUUGGCAUUUCCAAACUUUUUCUGAAGUUCUCAUAAAGCACAUAUAAUUAAGCUGCUAUUAUUGUGUCUCAUAAGCUACCAAAAUGAACGUUGCAACAGUUGGGCUGCUCGGUGUCAAUGCAGGUAGCGGUGAGGUCUCGUCACUAUUUAAAUGGACACCGACUAUGUAUAUGCAAUAACUAAUUAGUCCUAUUUCUUUAAUGUAAUAUGAAGGUGGGUUAGAAUCAGAAGGUUUAGUCACCUAUUUCACAUCACAAUCCGUGAGCAGAAAAAGGAAAUGGGCUAGAAAGAUAAGCAAAAUAUCACUUUGUGAGCUUUUUCGCACCAAAUAGCAAUAGUUUUGCAAUGACAAUGGUGUAUUUUGCUUUAAAUUCCAGUCUAGUUAAUUCUUAAGUCUACCAUUUGGUUCCCAAUAGUGACGUUUUCUCUUCAACUGACAUGUCAGUUAUGUGAGAAUGCAUUCCUGUUGGAGAUGCAAGCAUUGUCUGUCUCCCCAGACAUACGUCCAAAUGUUUUGGUAUACCGGGAUGCUCACUUGUUGUGUUUCAUUAAUUGUGUUUUGCUCCUUAAUGUCACGAAUAGGUCUUCCAAAAUCCCAUACGCUGUUUUCAUCCCUUUAAUUAUGUUUUUAUACACAGCUUUUGCACAGCUUCUAUGGCUCUUACAUAGCAGAAUACCCAUUACAUUAUAUGACAUCAUCAUUCCAGCUAAAUCUACACAUAUGCUACUACUUGUUGUUCACCCUUGUUGUUCACCCAACAUGAGCACUUAUGUCUAACACAGGUCUCUUAGCGUUAAACAGUAGAAAACCAACUGCUGUAAUGUUGCUCUAGAACAGUCCUGGGCAAACUUUGGCACUCCAGAUGUUUUGGACUCCAACUCCCACCAUUC
This is a messenger RNA of Anolis sagrei ordinatus, 2812 nucleotides long. RefSeq names its product X-linked inhibitor of apoptosis (gene XIAP). NCBI's taxonomy places the organism in Eukaryota, Metazoa, Chordata, Lepidosauria, Squamata, Anolidae. Gene Ontology annotation, biological process: positive regulation of canonical Wnt signaling pathway; regulation of cell cycle; negative regulation of apoptotic process. The record is from RefSeq and is a predicted model, not a curated record. Gene Ontology annotation, cellular component: nucleus; cytoplasm. Gene Ontology annotation, molecular function: cysteine-type endopeptidase inhibitor activity involved in apoptotic process; ubiquitin protein ligase activity.